Crotalus tigris (Tiger rattlesnake) is the source of this 9157-nucleotide messenger RNA. It is a transcript of the gene FOXN3, whose product is annotated as forkhead box N3. The transcript is spliced from 7 exons. The record is from RefSeq and is a predicted model, not a curated record. Gene Ontology annotation, biological process: regulation of DNA-templated transcription. Gene Ontology annotation, molecular function: DNA-binding transcription factor activity; cis-regulatory region sequence-specific DNA binding. Gene Ontology annotation, cellular component: nucleus. Lineage: Eukaryota; Metazoa; Chordata; Lepidosauria; Squamata; Viperidae. Bases 741 to 2228 code for a protein of 495 amino acids.
AAGCCAGUCAGAACAACCGGAGGAGGAGGGCAUGUGCAGCGUUUGGGACUCUCCAAGUGGUGGAAGGAGAGGCCGAAGGAGGCGGCAGCCUGAGAAUUUCUGAGGGCUCACAGGCCUCUGGCUGGGCGGCGGAGAGAAGAGAGUGGGGCGCCACUGGCGGAGAACGCGCGCGUGGGUGGAAACGCCGACCUAACUCCGCGCUUGCUUCGCAAUUAGGGUCGCGGAGCAAUAAAGCCCCCCUCUCUUUUCUUCUACUCCCCCCCCCACCUCGGCUAGCCCUGCCUUCUGUGGCGGCUAGUUUCUGCUGGCCCUGCCCACGUUUCCCUCGUUCCCUCCCUCCCCCCCGCGGUCAUGUGUUGCCUUUUUUUUGUUGUUUGCAGUGGAAACAAUUUCGCCUUCUAGCACCUCCGACCCAAACCGCUACUCGCUCAGACGGGGUGGCGGGGGGGGGGGAAGAGAGAGAGAGAGCAAAGGAAGGGGAGACGGCAGGAGGGUGAGACGAAGCAAAGGCGGCAGUGAGGGGGGGUGUGUGUGUGAAACUGCAGCAGGGUCCCAUGCUCGCCUCAGAUUUCCUUUUCGGCUCUGGGCUCCCCUCGCUUUUUCCCUUCGGCCACAUUGUUGGCUUCAGGCUGGGGGAGGAAGCAAUGCCUUGUUCAAUCGGAUGAAAAGUUUGCAUAAUGAUCACGGGCAAGGCGGCAGGGAAAAUCUAGAACUCAUCCAGGACAGGAGCCUCAGACUAAAUGGGUCCAGUUAUGCCUCCUAGUAAGAAGCCAGAGGGCUCGGGAAUUACCAUUUCCAGUGGACUGAGCCAGUGUUACACAGAUGGUGACCUAUCAAAAACUCUACAGGAUGAAGAAGACUUAGAUUUUUCUUUGCCUACUCUUCGAUUGGAAAAAGGUCCUAUAGAAGAUGAAGAACUUACCAAUUUGAACUGGUUACAUGAGAGUAAGAACUUGCUGAAAAGUUUUGGGGACUCUGUCUUAAGAAGUGUUAGCCCAGUUCAAGACCUGGAUGAUGAUACCCCUCCAUCUCCUGCUCAUGCUGACAUGCCCUAUGAUGCCAAGCAGAACCCUAACUGUAAACCACCAUAUUCAUUUAGCUGUCUCAUAUUUAUGGCCAUUGAGGACUCUCCAAACAAACGGCUUCCUGUGAAGGAUAUAUACAACUGGAUUUUGGAACACUUCCCUUAUUUUGCAAAUGCUCCUACUGGAUGGAAAAAUUCUGUGAGGCAUAAUCUGUCAUUAAAUAAAUGUUUUAAGAAAGUGGACAAAGACAGAAGUCAGAGUAUUGGGAAGGGGUCUUUGUGGUGUAUAGACCCAGAAUAUAGACAAAAUCUUAUCCAGGCUUUGAAAAAAACACCCUAUCACCCAUAUUCCCAUGUGUUCAGCACACCUCCAGCAUCUCCUCAGGCAUAUCAAAGCACAUCCAGUCCACCCAUUUGGCCAGGAAGCACUUUUAUCAAGAGAAAUGGAGCUCUUCUGCAAGAUCCUGACAUUGAUGCUGCCACUGCCAUGAUGCUUUUGAAUACUCCCCCUGAGAUACAAGCAGGUUUGCCACCUGGAGUGAUACAAAAUGGAGCUCGCAUUCUGAGUAGAGGAAUUUUCCCAGGAGUUAGACCACUGCCAAUAAACCCUAUUGGAAACAUGGCUGCAGCAGUAAGGAAUGGAAUAGCAAAUUGCCGAAUGAGGACAGAUAGCGAGCAGUCGUGUGGUUCUCCAUUGGUGAGUGGUGACCCAAAGGAGGAUCAUAACUAUAGCAGUGCCAAAUCUUCCAACCAUAGGAGCACAUCACCCACUAGUGAUUCUGUUUCCUCUUCUUCUGCUGAUGAUCAUUAUGAAUUUGUCUCAAAAGGCAACCGGGACAGUAGUGAGGGCAGCGAGGUCAAUUUCCAUAGCCACGAGAGCCAUAGUGAGGCAGAGGAUGAGAGCAAACGGCAAAAUCGAAAAGAGACCAAGGAUUCUGUAGCUGAUAGCGGGGUCCCCUCUCAGCACAAGAAACGUCAGCAUUUAUUGAAGGCGAAAAAAGUACCGAGUGACACACUGCCUCUUAAAAAGAGACGCACAGAGAAACCACCGGAGAGUGAUGAUGAGGAGAUGAAAGAAGCUGCUGGAUCACUCCUGCAUUUGGCAGGAAUUCGAUCUUGUUUGAACAACAUCACCAAUCGGACGGCAAAGGGACAGAAAGAGCAAAAGGACAUGACGAAAAAUGAGAACAAAUCCAUUGACUGAACUUAUAAAACGAUUUUGUUUCAGCACGUCAGGUGAAUUCUAAUGAUUUGUGGCAAUAUCAGAAAAUACUUUCUUCAGUUUUUUUUUCUUUCCCCAUUUUUUUCUUUUUUUUCUUUCCCCUCCUUUUUUGAACCCAAAAUAUUUGUGUUGUAUUUUUUUAAAGGAGAUUGAAGCCAUAGAACUCAUACUGAUACUCAUCUAAUUUUACAAAAGCUUUUCAUUACAUGAAGACAAAAAUAAGUGAAAGCCAAAAUUGCCGUUGCUUUCUCCAGUUUGUCAGAAAUGCAUGGUUGACUACGCUGUGAUACCACCAGUUAAUGUGAGAGGAAUAGAAAUUGGCACUUGAAAAUAUAUAAUGAGAAAUUGAAUAAUAUGGUAGAUCCAGGCCAGGCUCUUAGAAAAAUAAUUUAAAAGCCUUAUAAUUAAAUGAGAGAGAAUGUAUGUAUGAAUGAAUGUAUGUAUGUGUGCAUGUAUGUAUAUUCCAUAAAUUUGAGGGAAGUCAGAGGCCCAUCUUCAGAAUCAAGAAUAAGAUAGUGGCAUUUGCUUGCAUUUGUGCCAUAGAAAUCUUGGAAUAUCCACUAAAAACAGCUGCUUAUACAGUAAUGAAUUACCUAAGCUUCAUAUACUGUAUAUGGCUCAUAAUGUGAAGACUUAAUACUUUUUAAAUUAUGGAAACUGAACUGUGUAUGCAAUGAGUUUCAAUAAUAUAAGGAGAAAAGGGUGGAGGGGGUUGGGGGGAUUAGUAAUAUUCUUUAAUCAAUUAAUUGUCUUCUAUAUUUAAAUUAAAAGAAUGUUUUUUAAAAAAGCCAUAAGCCUGAAGAUUGGCACUGCCUGCAAAAAUAUUAUGGGAAAACAAGCUAUGAGUUCUUAACUGCCUGAGUGAAAAGCAAUCAAAUCUAAAAUAAAAAUAUGAGUAGAUAUUUAAAGAGGAUCAAAAUGAGGAAACCUUUUUGAUAGGAUAAAAAUAUUGAUCUCAUGAGAAGAGCAAAAUACAUAUGCUACAAAACUUGUCAUUAGUAUUAUAUUACAUUUAAAAAAAAACAAAUAUAUUUGGUUGGUCAAGAAAUCCUAAUCUUAACUAAAACUCUGUACAGUGCUCCUCAAAACGCUGUACCUGUUAAAUAGCCAGGAUUCAUUUGUGCAAAAAUAACAAUAUAUUUCCAGUUAUAACCUCUGUAGCCAGAUUCACUGAUCCUUAUUCAAAUUGCAUGGAUACAUUUCUGGGAGGGGCUCAGGAGUACAAAAUAAAACCCCCCUUUUUAAUUCAAAGAUAACAAAAGUUCUUGUAAGGUAAAUAAUGUAUUUAGCAUGAAGCAUGAAUUAUUUUCAUAUAAAUAGAGAAAAAUAGAGAAAAGGCUAUGCCUCUAAUUUUUAAGCCAAUAGGCUUAGUUUUGGUUUUUGGUUUUUUGGUUUGUUUUUUAUUUUGUUUGGGAAGCAGGUGUUUUAAGGUUUAACCUUUUUCAGGGACAAAUACUGACUGUUGGGGAACUUAUUCUGCAAUAUUAAAAAAUAAAACUUCAUGCUCGGGUAGGGCUUGGAUGGUUGAAUUAUAUUGCCUUGUCUGCACAUUCAGCCCCCUUCCCCUACUUCUCUGUUUAUUGAACAUGUUUGUCCUUUUGUUGUCUUUACAUGUAUUAACAUUACGCAAUAAUUUUGAGGGCAAAGCAAGUAGUGAGUGUGUAUGAUUAAGACUCCAGGAAAAGACACUGAAUUUACUGUAUAGUUGAGAGAGAGGAAACAAUGGGCAAUUCGGUUUCAGAGAGAUUGUAACCAAUGAGAUACACAGAUAUGCCAAGAAGGGAUAAGUUUUGAAAGGGCUUUCAUUUGUGUUCAUAACCUGACUUGAGUAAAUGAUUGAGAAGCAACUUCGUUACGGCCAUACUUGUGUUUGCAGUGGUAGUCCUGUAAAUGGACUAUCAUUGCAUGGCAGUAGAGUUUAUAAUAAGGCCAAUAUCCCAUACCACCACCACCCCAAAAAAAUACCAGAAUAGACAGACAUAAUCUUGAGAUUAUUUUAAGACUUGUAGAUUAGGUUCCAAAUGACACUUGCAUGAUCUUGUCAAGAAUCCAGAUUCUGCAGCUUAUAAAAUUUCCCUUAAAAUGUGGGAGCUACAGUCAGACAAAAAAACUAGGAUGCCCUCCCAAGAAUAGUAUUAGGAAGGCAGCUCUUUUGAUCUUAGCAGCUUCGUUUUAAAUAAAUAUAGCUUUAUAGCAAUGGAAGUAGUGAUGUUAUUGAUGAUGUUUUAAGGUUUAGCGAUUAAGAUGAAUUGAGAACAGACAGUGGCAACAAACUGAAACAGAAUUGGAAAUUAGCUAUCAUUGAAUUAUAUUUUAGGAAGUAUAUGUGGUAUCCACUGAAAACUGAUACAAAUAGAUUUUUAAAAUAAUGUGUGCCAAAUCAGGCUUGAGCUAACAAAGGUUUGAAAGCAAGUUCAACCUCUGCAUUGUCUAUAAGACACUUUUUUUGUGUAUUCAAAAAUCAGAAUCCCUAUUUCUGCCUCCACCUUCUGAAAGAAUUGAUAUUUGCCUAAAAAAACAUUAGGAAUCUUUAAGAGUGAAUGAAAAGAAACCACAUUAGUGAAUUAGAGUUUUCUCUUCAUAGAAGAGUGCCAAAUACAUCUUGUGAUUGCCAUGGGGUCCUGAUGAAAUGUAAAAUAUUUUGUUGCUAUUUAUUGCAAUGGAAUAAUUAUUUCAAAGUUAAGCUGUUUAAGUUGUAAACUGGAAGGAUUCUGAACUCAAAAUUUUAUUCCUUAGGCCAGGCAUGUCAAACUGCUGGCCCACAGGCCGGAUACGUCACUCUGAAACCGUGCCCACCCCAUUGCCGGCAAUGGGGGAAAAGUUGCAAUACAUUGCGCGACGUCACAUGACGUCGCAAGUUUGACAUGCCUGGCUUAGGCCAAUGUUCUGACAUUUAGAAAAAUACCACAGUGUAAAAAGAGAACUGAGGGCAUAUAUUAUAAUAUUGAAGUUAUAUUAUCCUACAUAAUUCCAUUGAAAGUAAAGCAAUUUGUCUCAGUACUUUGUCCACUAAACUCCACCGAAAUAUACAACAUACUUCCAACCAGACUGUAUCCCACUAACUGAACAUCAAUAAGUUGUAAUGUCUUAAAUAAAAAGUAAUGUGCUGCAAAUAAUUUUAGCUAUUGCUAUACAAAAAGCAAUCACAAUUGAUAUUUUUACAAAAUAAGGCAAAAUUCAUUUGAGGGUAAGCAGUAUACAAGCUGCAAAUUAAGUACCUGGAUUUUAUUAGAAAUUAUGGAAGAUUUGCUAAGAGUUUGCCUUGUCUGUCAUACAGCCACAAUCAAUAGUUUAAUCUAAACAAACUCCACAACACUAUUCUAUUGUACCAACUGAUCUUUAGUGCCAAACUGAAAAUAAAGCAGAUGGACCCAAGUUAAAAACAUCAGAUACUACUUCAAUUCAGGUGAAAUCCAUCCUCUGUGUGUUGAGCCCAUCCUUAUUCCUACACUUCAGCCAUUUAAAAAUAACAAGAGGGGAAUGUUCAUAACUGGAAGAUGUAAGCAAUAAUAAACAAAAUAUCUGUUUGGUCUUUCUUUACUCCCACACAGAGUACUAAAAAUAAGCCAGUAAGUUAAUUCCCAUUGACAUUCAGGCAUACUUCUUCAAGCUAUUAACUUCCAUCUUAGGAGUUGUAGAUCUCACAGUUACAUUCUUCUUGUCUGAAGGUCUUUAAGACAGCACAAUCUGAGACAGUAUCUCAGAAGACCUUGAGCAGAAUAUAGGAAGUCCUAUUCUGUAUGCAUUGUGGCACAGUGACAAGAAGAAUGUGUAUAUGUACUUGGAUAACACAUGCAUCUACCUUGUUAUAUCGUUCUUAGUGUGUUUGGGUAAUAGAGGCAGCUUUUCUGCAAAUAAUUUUUGUAGGAACUGGAUUGUCAAAAUAAUGUAUAAGAUUUUUUUCCUAUAAAAUAGUGAAAUGUUUACUCCAUAUUUCUCCUUCCAUAAAUGAAAGGGCUUUCUCUGUCACCAAAAGCUUUUGUUCUAAUAGAUGGUUUUAACAUAAGGGAAGAAACAACUGUUGUCAAUUAUCUAGUCUCUUUAUAGCUCCAAAUAUCAUUUCCCACAUUAUGCUAAAAAAAUCCUCCAACUUUCAGGGGCUGCAGCUCUGGUGUGGAAGAAAUUCAUUUCUGUUUUCAAACACGCUAUUGGGAACAUGUCCUGAAUAUUCCCAUUGGCAGGAAUAAAAUUUGGAUUCAAGCCAGCAUCAGUUUAGAUUAUGAUUUAAUUCUCAGUAAUGUUUUUUUCAUAGCAGACCAUUGCAGAAUUGCUUAUCAGCAAUCUAGGUUUGCCAUUAAAUCAUUUUAAUGAUGAACUUUUACAAGCAAUGCUUUAAUUCUGAACACACCAAAAUAUGCAGUGGUCAUACUUUGAGUUCCAUUCAGUUCUUUGGUGACUAAAAAUAUCUUUUGAGUACCUGUGUUGUAACUUUCAACAUAAAAGAGGUUGAAUACAGUUCUGCUGGAAUGGAGGUUUGUAUCCACAAUGAAACUUAAUUGAGAUUUGAUGUGAGGAUAUCCAUAUGUCUUUCCCUGAAAAAAAGUAGACUUACAUCCAAAAGAUGCAGAAAUAAAGUGGGGUUAGUAAUCUACUGGAACAAAUCUUCUGAACUUUAGAUCAGCUGUUCAGAAUAUGCCAGCUGCAAAUCUUUCUUGGAAAUUGCUCCUAGUUGUAUUUCUGUAUAGCAUUAGAUAGAUGACAACUUGAAAACUUUCAUGGGUGAUUAUUAGUGUAUUAUGUCACAGAAUAUAUAAACUAUAAAAACUUGUCAGCAGUUGUUGCCACUCAGUUCAGAUAAUCUGUCUUGGACCGGAGAACAGAAGUGAUUUGAAAGCCAUUUUUCUAUGACAAAUGGAAGUACUUCUUCAGAAGAAAUAGUGUGCUAUUUCUUUAUACACUAGCAGGUUCUUGCUACUCUCUGUAAUCUUCAAAAAGGCAAAACAGACUGGUUUUCCUAUAUAGAGUUGAAGUUGAUUUCAGUAAGAAAAUUGCCAUACUGGAAUUCAGUGUCCUGGCUACUAAAUUAUUUUCAGGCUUGUUAAAUGUUCCAUUCACUGACCAGAGUCAUUCAUUUUUUUGGUUGUGUUGUAGUUAAAUUUGUGAGUGAAUUUCAUGACACUGCCUGCAAUAUAUAAACACUGUUAUGCACAUAAAUGCAGCACUGUGAUCUAAUUUAAAUAACUUUAUUAUUAUUUAAUAUGUAAUAUAUGUUAAUACUUCAGUAUGGAAAGAACCAUGCACAACCUCUGACCGUCUGUUUUUCUACUAUCAGGAAUUUAAAAACAUAGUUAACCACACAUAUUUUACUUUUCCUAUGAAUCUAUAAUCUUGGUGUAGGAUUUUUUUUAAGUUGAAUUUUAUAAGUAUUUACUAAAUAUUCUAUGCUAUCAUAUAUAUGAACAUUCUCUUACUUUUUUUCACAUUUCUUUAUACAAACGUCCCUUCUGAUUGUAGUUCUAACUGGAAAAUUGGGUGGAGAGACUUUGGUAAGCCAGGGAUCAUUUUCUCCAAACUCUUCCUUGAAUCAAAAUGCAAAAUUGUAGAUGUGAAAGUUUUAUGAAGUCAACUGUGUCUCUGCAAUUCUUCCACAACUCAGCGGGCCAGCCCUGCUUCACUAACCAAAAACUACCUUUUGAAUUCAAUCUCUGGUGCUGUAUUUUGCUAAUCAAUAUUCAAAAUUUAGAAAUAAAUGUUUUGAAACCAUUUUUUCAUAGAGCUUCUUUUGCUAUUUUUUCAGUGCUAGCAUUUGAAACUAUACUUACCUAAAACAAAAUCUACUUUUUUGAAUCUGGUUGCCAAUGAUAACAGAGGAAUGGCUCCAUUUUUUUUCAAUUCUAAAUGAGAAUCACUGAUACCCCAGCAUCAACAAAGUUUUAGCUUAAAAAAAGUAAAGCCAUAUCUACCAAACCACCUUUUGAUUAUGGAAGAGCAGCUAAAUCCAGCCUCUCACCCAAAAGACAAUUGAUAGAGAUUAAAUUAGGAAGUAACAGUUGUGGGUUUGCACACAUAUUUUCCCAAUAGAUUUGUGUGCAGAAGCUGAAAGGGGAGAUUUGAGUUGCACUGUCAUAAGUCUGUUUAUGAAGAAAAGAUCUGAUGACUGAAUAUACCUUACAGAUUUGGAUUUCUUCUGACUUGGCUUGAACCUGAUUAGGUUUUCCCUUCAGUACUACUAUUAAGAUGAAAAUGCUGGUGCUUGGAGUUCUGUUUUAAUACUUGCAUUAAUGAAUUUCAAAAUCAAAUUGAUUUACCCUGGUUUCACUUUUGUAUUAUACACACUCACUACUUCAGUCUGCCUUGGGGUCAAAUGUUGGAAGAGAUGGGGUAGGGAAUGAUUUCUGUGUGUAUGAAAAAGCAUUAUGGAUUUGUACAUUUUUAUACUCUUCUGUGAUAUUUUUGAAAUAUUUUUGUUCUGCAGAAAAAAAGUGAUGAAGCAAUCAAAAGACCAAUAUAUACAAUAUCAAUGCUUUGGGGGGGAGGGUCAUGAGACCUUCAUUGGCCAAUAGAUUAAUUUAGUACAGCAAUAAGCCAAUUAUGUUCUUUUUCUUUUUGUUUUCUGAUUUUAUUCCUCUUUUCCCGGAAAAUGCUGUACUAGUUGAAUGAAACUGCCAGUUUCUUUAAUAUAAAUGAGAACUGUGAUGGGGACAUAAACAGUAAUGUUAAGUUGUAUUUGUGUUUACCUAAAUGAGCAGUCAAAAGGCAAGUGCAAUCAGCCAGAAAUAUGGAAAAAUGUUGAUCUAGAGGCAUACUUGCAUUUUAUGUUUCUUGAUGUGUAAUCAUAUUGCCAAAGACAAACUCUUUCAUCAGUUAUUAUUGUAAAUAACACUCUCCCAAAACCUUCCAUAAAGUUUCUGUGAUGUAUUGUCUUCCAGUUGCAAUAAAAAUUACCGAGUUGCAUCAGUUGAAUAACUGCA